This is a messenger RNA of Haemonchus placei, 1716 nucleotides long. The record is from the annotation of a GenBank genome assembly. NCBI's taxonomy places the organism in Eukaryota, Metazoa, Nematoda, Chromadorea, Rhabditida, Trichostrongylidae.
AAUACAAACCCUUUCUUUAGUCACCGCCUACAAAAAAUCAAUUCAGAAAAUGGAAUAGUACAGCAACAAUUCGACUUCAUUUCUCACAACGAGAAAGAGUUCUCAGCUGUUGCAAUGGAUUUUACUGGAAACAACGUGGUUUUGGGAAGUUUUAAUAGAAUACGCCUGUUCUCUUGGUCAUCUCGCCGAGGUGCUUGGGAGGAAGGAAAUUUUCUAGACAUCCCGAAUUUGUAUGCAUGCACUGCGAUUGCAUGGAAAGCAGAUGGAUCUCUGUUGUACUGUGGCACUCUUUGUGGUGGGGUGAUUUCCAUUGACUGCUGUCUUCGAAGAGGAAUGCUGAACAGUCGAUUCGAGACAACCUAUGUUGCACCAUCGCACGUCAUCGUGCGUGACGUGAAUAGUGGCACCAAAACGAAUUUAGUGUCACAAAAAGGGUAUGCCAUCGAAAAUCUCAAGAUGAUUGGAAAAGACCGCUUUAUGGUGGCAUACACGGCCUCUUCACUGAUUCUGGCUGACAGUGAAACAGGUCUAUCAUCGGAAAUCGACUGGCAAUCAGGUGGCAAUGAAAAAUUUUAUUUUGAGUUUGCUCAUGUUUGUGUGAUUGUAAACGUCGGUGAAAUAACCGUCGUUGAAUACGGUAUUGACGGACCGCUUGGUUGGGUAAGAACUGAACUGACCAGUCGCCAUUUAAUAAGUGUUACCAAAGGAGGUCCAGGCUCGACCCCGAUGAAAAAAAUUGCCUACCUCACUGAUCCGACAUCACUAACGAUUAAGAACCUGAUGAACGACAACAUAGAAGUGAGCAUAACACAUACGACCACAAUCGACUGGCUGGAGUUAAGCGAAACAGCUACGAAACUGUUGUUCCGUGACAAGCGUUCACGCCUAUUCUUACUCGAUGGCUCUCGUCAAUCAUCAUUGCUCAAUUUCUGCACAUAUGUCCAAUGGGUGCCCGGUAGCGACACUAUCGUGGCACAGUCUGGUAACUCGCUUCACGUAUGGUACAACCCCGCAUUACCCGAUCAAGUAACCACGAUUACCAUCAAGGGUGAAAUAGAAAGUGUUCUCCGGGAUGCGGAACGUACAGAAGUUAUUGUGCAGGAAGACAACGCCAAGGUCGCUUAUGAGCUGGAUAACGUCCAAAUUGAUUUUGGUUCAGCGUUGGAAUCAGGAGAUCUGAAUAGAGCAUCUGCGUUCCUGGACCACUACAAGGUCGACGAUGCCUACUCGAUGUGGAACAAGGUGGCGCAGAUGGCUUCCGAACAGACGAACUUCUUUGUCGCUCAGCGAUGUUUCGCAGCUCUCAAUGAAUACCCUCGAGCCCGAGCUGCUUUCGUAAGUGAUGUUCAGAUUUGGAAGUUCAUUCCCCGUUUUGAAUCUAAAGAGAUAGGUGGCGAUGGCACUCAGCACUGGAAAAUCAGGGCCAAUGCUGCGCAAUUGAUGCGGAAUUUCAAGGAAGCGGAGAAUAUUUAUUUAAAAAAUAACGCCAUCGAGGAAGCGAUCGAGAUGUAUCAACUGCUACAAAAAUGGGAUGAAGCGUUGAGCAUUGCUAAGGCUGUGGUGAGAACGUUUGAAUUUUCCAAGACGAUGUGUCGGCCUAGUACGCGCGCGGCAGCGGCACGGGCGACUGAUGAUGAGCACCAUUCCUUUUUACGCUCACAUGCUAGGCAGGCUCCGAUUUCUGAUGAUUGUAAACAUGAAUGGGCGAAUGACUGA